AUGACAGCCAUGCUGCAGAAGUCGGACAGCAAUGCCAGCUUCCUGCGCGCGGCCCGCGCCGGCAACCUGGACAAGGUGGUGGAGUUCCUGAAGGGCGGCGUGGACAUCAACACCUGCAACCAGAAUGGACUCAACGCCCUCCACCUGGCGGCCAAGGAGGGCCACGUGGGGCUGGUGCAGGAGCUGCUGGGCAGAGGGUCGGCCGUGGACUCUGCCACCAAGAAGGGAAACACGGCUCUUCACAUCGCCUCGCUGGCGGGACAGGCAGAGGUCGUCAAAGUGCUGGUCAAAGAAGGAGCCAACAUCAACGCGCAGUCCCAGAACGGCUUCACGCCGCUGUACAUGGCUGCCCAGGAGAACCACAUCGAGGUUGUGAAGUACCUGCUGGAGAAUGGCGCCAACCAGAGCACCGCCACCGAGGACGGCUUCACGCCGCUGGCCGUGGCGCUGCAGCAGGGCCACAACCAGGCGGUGGCGGUGCUACUGGAGAAUGACACCAAGGGCAAGGUGCGGCUGCCCGCCCUGCACAUCGCCGCCCGCAAGGACGACACCAAGUCCGCGGCGCUGCUGCUGCAGAGCGACCACAACGCCGACGUACAGUCCAAGAUGAUGGUGAAUAGGACGACUGAGAGUGGCUUCACGCCGCUGCACAUCGCCGCCCACUACGGCAACGUCAACGUGGCCACCCUCCUGCUCAACCGGGGCGCCGCCGUGGACUUCACCGCCCGGAACGGGAUCACCCCUCUGCACGUGGCCUCCAAACGGGGAAACACCAACAUGGUGAAGCUCCUGUUGGACCGCGGCGGUCAGAUUGACGCCAAAACCAGGGACGGGCUGACGCCGCUGCACUGCGCGGCCCGGAGCGGCCACGACCCGGCGGUGGAGCUGCUGCUGGAGCGGGGUGCGCCCCUGCUGGCCCGGACCAAGAACGGGCUGUCCCCGCUGCACAUGGCGGCGCAGGGCGACCACGUGGACUGCGUCAAGCACCUGCUGCAGCACAAGGCGCCCGUGGACGACGUCACCCUGGACUACCUGACGGCCCUGCACGUGGCGGCGCACUGCGGCCACUACCGCGUCACCAAGCUGCUCCUGGACAAGCGAGCCAACCCCAACGCCCGAGCCCUGAACGGCUUUACCCCGCUGCACAUUGCCUGCAAGAAAAACCGCAUCAAAGUCAUGGAGCUGCUGGUGAAAUACGGGGCUUCCAUCCAGGCGGUCACCGAGUCGGGCCUCACGCCUAUACACGUGGCCGCCUUCAUGGGCCACCUCAACAUUGUGCUGCUGCUGCUGCAGAACGGCGCCUGCCCCGACGCCACUAACAUUCGUGGGGAGACCGCGCUGCACAUGGCGGCCCGGGCAGGCCAAGUGGAGGUGGUGCGAUGCCUGCUGCGCAACGGUGCCCUCGUCGACGCCAGAGCCCGGGAGGAACAGACGCCUCUGCACAUCGCUUCGCGCCUGGGCAAGACGGAGAUCGUGCAGCUGCUGCUCCAGCACAUGGCGCACCCGGACGCGGCCACCACGAACGGGUACACGCCCCUGCACAUCUCUGCCCGGGAAGGCCAGGUGGACGUGGCCUCCGUCCUCCUGGAGGCAGGGGCUGCCCACUCCUUAGCUACCAAGAAAGGCUUCACCCCGCUGCACGUGGCCGCCAAGUAUGGCAGCCUGGACGUGGCCAAGCUGCUGCUGCACCGGCGGGUGGCGGCCGACGCCGCGGGGAAGAACGGCCUGACCCCGCUGCACGUCGCCGCCCACUAUGACCACCAGGAGGUGGCCGUGCUGCUGCUGGAGAGAGGUGCGUCCCCUCACGCCACUGCCAAGAAUGGCUACACUCCCCUGCAUAUUGCUGCCAAGAAGAACCAGAUGCAAAUCGCAUCCUCGCUCCUCAGCUAUGGGGCCGAGACGAAUGUCGUGACCAAGCAGGGUGUGACCCCGCUGCACCUGGCCUCCCAGGAGGGGCAUGCGGACAUGGUCACCUCACUCCUGGACAAAGGGGCCAAUGUCCACACGUCGACCAAGAGUGGACUCACAGCCUUGCACCUCGCAGCCCAGGAGGACAAAGUGAAUGUUGCUGACAUUCUCGUCAGGCACGGGGCAGACCAGGAUGCCCACACGAAGCUCGGUUAUACUCCUUUAAUUGUGGCCUCUCACUAUGGAAAUGUGAAAAUGGUUAACUUCCUUUUGAAGCAUGGAGCCAAUGUCAACGCCAAAACCAAGAGUGGCUACACGCCCCUGCACCAGGCCGCCCAGCAGGGCCACACGCACAUCAUCAAUGUGCUGCUGCAGCACGGAGCCCGGCCCGAUGCCACCACCACGAAUGGCAACACGGCCCUGGCCAUCGCCAAGCGGCUGGGCUACAUCUCUGUGGUGGACACCCUGAAGGUUGUGACGGAGGAGGUCACCACCACCACGACGACUAUCACUGAGAAACACAAGCUGAAUGUUCCUGAGACCAUGACCGAGGUGCUUGACGUUUCUGACGAAGAGGGAGACGACACGAUGACGGGGGACGGCGGCGAGUACCUGCGGCCCGAGGACCUGAAGGAGCUGGGUGACGACUCGCUGCCCAGCAGCCAGUUCCUGGACGGGCUGAGUUACCUGCGCUACAGCCUGGAGGGCGGGCGCUCCGACAGCCUCCGGUCCUUCAGUUCCGACAGGUCGCACACCCUGAGCCACGCCUCCUACCUGAGGGAUAGCGCCAUGAUCGACGACACCGUUGUGAUCCCCAGCCACCAGGUGUCGGCGCUCGCCAAGGAGGCGGAGAGGAACUCGUACCGCCUCAGCUGGGGCCCCGAGCACCUGGACAAUGUGGCCCUUUCUUCCAGCCCCAUCCACUCAGGCUUCCUGGUCAGCUUCAUGGUGGACGCCCGCGGGGGUGCCAUGCGCGGCUGCAGACACCACGGGCUCCGCAUCAUCAUCCCGCCCAGGAAGUGCACGGCCCCCACCCGGGUCACCUGCCGCCUGGUGAAACGCCACCGCCUGGCCACCAUGCCCCCAAUGGUGGAGGGAGAAGGCCUGGCCAGCCGCCUGAUCGAAGUCGGACCCUCUGGCGCACAGUUCCUGGGGCCCGUCAUCGUGGAGAUCCCGCACUUCGCUGCCCUGCGAGGGAAGGAGAGGGAGCUGGUGGUGCUGCGCAGCGAGAACGGGGACAGCUGGAAGGAGCACUGCUGUGAGCACACGGAGGACGAGCUCAACGAGAUCCUCAAUGGCAUGGACGAGGUGCUGGACAGUGCUGAGGACCUGGACCGUAAGCGCAUCUGCCGCAUCGUCACGCGUGACUUCCCGCAGUACUUCGCUGUGGUGUCCCGUGUCAAGCAGGACAGCCACCUGAUCGGGCCCGAGGGCGGCGUGCUGAGCAGCACAGUGGUCCCGCAGGUGCAGGCGGUGUUCCCCGAGGGUGCGCUGACCAAGCGGAUCCGCGUGGGCCUGCAGGCGCAACCUGUGCACGGCGAGCUGGUUAAGAAGAUCCUUGGGAACAAAGCGACCUUCAGCCCGAUCGUCACCUUGGAGCCCAGACGAAGGAAGUUCCACAAGCCGAUCACCAUGACCAUCCCCGUGCCCAAAGCCGCCAGCGACGUCAUGCUGAAUGGUUUUGGGGGAGAUGCUCCAACCUUGAGACUUCUGUGCAGCAUAACAGGGGGGACCACUCCUGCACAGUGGGAAGACAUCACAGGAACCACGCCAUUAACAUUUGUCAAUGAGUGUGUUUCCUUCACCACCAACGUGUCUGCCAGGUUCUGGCUGAUCGAUUGCCGGCAAAUCCAAGAAUCCGUCACCUUCGCCUCCCAAGUGUACAGGGAGAUCAUCUGUGUCCCAUACAUGGCCAAGUUCGUGGUGUUCGCCAAGUCGCAUGACCCCAUCGAGGCGCGGCUGCGGUGCUUCUGCAUGACGGACGACAAGGUGGACAAGACGCUGGAGCAGCAGGAGCACUUCGCGGAGGUGGCCCGCAGCCGGGACGUGGAGGUGUUGGAAGGAAAACCCAUCUACGUUGAUUGUUUUGGCAAUCUCGUGCCAUUAACCAAGAGCGGCCAACAUCAUAUAUUCAGUUUUUUUGCCUUUAAAGAAAACAGACUUCCUCUCUUUGUCAAGGUACGAGACACGACUCAGGAACCAUGUGGACGACUAUCAUUUAUGAAGGAGCCGAAAUCCACGCGAGGCCUGGUGCACCAAGCCAUCUGCAACCUGAACAUCACCCUGCCUGUCUACAUCAAGGAGUCCGAGUCGGAUCAGGAGCCGGAAGAAGAGAUUGAUGUGACAUCGGAAAAAAAUCAGCAGGAUUCACAGGAGCGGAUGGAGGAGCGGCUGGCUUACAUCGCCGACCACCUGGGCUUCAGCUGGACAGAAUUGGCCAGAGAGCUGGACUUCUCUGAGGAGCAGAUUCACCAGAUCCGCGUGGAGAACCCCAACUCCCUGCAGGACCAGAGUCACGCGCUGCUGAAGUACUGGCUGGAGCGGGAUGGGAAGCUCGCCACCGACACCAGUCUCAUCGAAUGCCUCACCAAGAUCAACCGCAUGGACAUUGUGCAUCUCCUGGAGACCAACACGGAGCCGGCCCUGGAGCACACCAGCCACAGCUACGCUGAGAUGGAGCAGACCAUCAUGCUGGACCACAGUGAAGGGUUCUCGGCGCUGCCAGACGAGCUGCCCGCGCGGCACCAGCAGCCCCAGGAGCUCACGGCGUCCAGCGGAGGCGCGGCCUGUGCGCACCCCCCCCUCGUCUCUGACGAAGACCUCUCCGGCGGCCACUCCACGUUCCAGGAUGGCACCUCCCGGACGGACGGGGACAGCCCCGCUGCGGGGCACCUCCUCCAGGAGCGGGGGCCCGGGGGCCUGGCAGGGACGGGGGCGCCCGAGGAGCCCGCUCCGGAGCCACAGCAGCAGCACCGUGUGACCACUCCACGGACACCAGGGUCAGACUCCGAGAAGGCCACAGCAGCCCCUGGCUCUCCCAGCAGGACCCCCGAGGAGCACGGGCCCCACCUGCCACCCUGGGAGCAGGCAGACUCGCCCCUCGUGCAGGAGCCCGCGGAGGCGAGGGCAGGCGGCUCCCCCAGGAGAAACAGCCUCGUGAUCGUGGAGUCAGCCGACGAGCAGCCCCCGGCCUUCGAGAGCCUGGAUGAGGACUCGGCGUUUCAAAAGGGAGACGACGUGCCUGACCUGCCCCCAGAAACGGUCACGGAGGAGACGUACGUGGACGAGCACGGGCACACGGUGGUGAAGAAGGUCACCAGGAAGGUCAUCCGGCGGUUCGUGUCCGCGGACGGCACCGAGCGGGAGGAGGUCACCGUGCAGGGGCCGCCGCAGGAGCCCGUCCGCAUCGAGGACGGCGACGGCUACUCCAAGGUCAUAAAGCGCGUGGUGCUGAGGAGCGACACGCAGCAGUCAGAGGACGACGCUCCAUAA
This is a messenger RNA of Pipistrellus nathusii (Nathusius's pipistrelle), 5400 nucleotides long. The record is from the annotation of a GenBank genome assembly. NCBI's taxonomy places the organism in Eukaryota, Metazoa, Chordata, Mammalia, Chiroptera, Vespertilionidae.